Messenger RNA from Clupea harengus (Atlantic herring), 502 nucleotides. Its product is annotated as centromere/kinetochore protein zw10 homolog. The record is from RefSeq and is a predicted model, not a curated record. Gene Ontology annotation, cellular component: RZZ complex. Gene Ontology annotation, biological process: endoplasmic reticulum to Golgi vesicle-mediated transport; mitotic spindle assembly checkpoint signaling. Lineage: Eukaryota; Metazoa; Chordata; Actinopteri; Clupeiformes; Clupeidae.
CUUUGUGUUUUGUUAAAUGAAGGUGGUUCUCCAGCUGAAGAGGGUGGGCAGAGUGUGGCAGGACGUGCUCCCUGUGAACAUCUACUGCAAGGCCAUGGGGACGCUCCUCAACACAGCCAUCAGCGAGCUCAUCGCCAGGAUACUGGCACUCGAGGACAUCUCUUCGGAGGAGGCCAACUUCCUCCACGGCCUCUUUGAGCACAUCCUGGUGCAGGGCCCUCAGGUCUUCACCCCCGUGCUGGAGGAGAAGGAGAACAGGAGGUACCAGGAGGAGGUGUCUGUGUACGUCACCAAGUGGAUGGCCUUCAAGGAGCUCGCCAUGGUGCUGCUGGCCAACCUCAACGACAUCCUCAACAGGUGGGCAGAGAGCAAGGGUCCACUGGCGCUCGCCUUCUCCUACAAUGAGGUCAAGGGUCUGAUCCGAGCCCUCUUCCAGAUAAUGGACCGCAGAGCGGCCGCCCUUGCUCAGAUCGGACCCAGUUUUUGAACCCGAGCAGCCACC